AAUUUGUAAAAACAAAAGCCUCCUCUCCAGAACCAUCGUGAAAUUUUGCAAAUUUUUUAACACAAAGAAACUCCAAAUAAAAAUUAAAUAUCAACUAUGGCUUCAACAUCAGAAAUGGCCCUUAAAACAUGGGAAUUAGAAAACAACGUAAGAACUCUUCCAUCGUGUGAUGAAAUAUUUCGCUACGACAGCGAUCAACAACGGCAAGUUCUCGAUGCCAAACCAUGGGAAAAGGAUCCACAUUAUUUCAAGGAUAUUAAAAUAUCAGCUUUAUCUUUGUUGAAGAUGGUAAUGCAUGCCAGAUCUGGUGGUACAUUAGAAGUUAUGGGCUUAUUGUUGGGGAAAGUUGAAGACAACACAAUGGUUGUCAUGGAUGCAUUUGCAUUACCUGUCGAAGGCACGGAAACUCGUGUCAAUGCACAAUCGCAAGCCUAUGAAUACAUGUCGGCUUAUAUCGAUUCGGCCAAAGAAGUUGGCCGCCUUGAGAAUGCCAUCGGAUGGUAUCACAGUCAUCCUGGCUAUGGCUGUUGGUUGUCUGGCAUUGAUGUGUCCACUCAAAUGCUCAAUCAGAAUUUCCAAGAACCAUUUGUUGCCAUUGUCGUCGAUCCAGUUAGAACUGUGUCGGCUGGCAAAGUUUGUCUGGGUGCUUUCCGGACAUAUCCUAAAGGCUAUAAGCCACCAAAUGAAGAACCAUCUGAAUAUCAAACAAUUCCAUUGAAUAAAAUUGAAGAUUUCGGUGUUCAUUGCAAACAAUACUAUCCACUUGAGGUAAGUUAUUUCAAGUCGACUCUUGAUAGAAAGCUCUUGGAUUCGUUGUGGAACAAAUAUUGGGUUAAUACUCUUGGAAGCUCUGGAUUGCUCACAAACACUGAAUACACAACUGGACAGAUAUUUGAUUUGUCUGAGAAACUGGAACAAAGUGAAUCCAGUUUGGGUCGUGGACCAUUUGUUGUAUCAGGUGGAGAUAUAAAUGAAAAACGCACAGAAGACAAACUAACUAAAGCAACAAGAGAUUGCAGUCGUGCCUCUAUUGAACUCAUUCACGGUCUAAUGGCACAAAUAGCCAAGGACAAGCUAUUCAACAAGGUUGGAAUCAACAAGUAA
This is a messenger RNA of Episyrphus balteatus (marmalade hoverfly), 1104 nucleotides long. It is a transcript of the gene CSN5, whose product is annotated as COP9 signalosome complex subunit 5. The transcript has 3 exons. Gene Ontology annotation, cellular component: cytoplasm; COP9 signalosome. The coding region runs from base 97 to 1104 and encodes 335 amino acids. Gene Ontology annotation, molecular function: metallopeptidase activity; protein binding; deNEDDylase activity. The record is from RefSeq and is a predicted model, not a curated record. NCBI's taxonomy places the organism in Eukaryota, Metazoa, Arthropoda, Insecta, Diptera, Syrphidae. Gene Ontology annotation, biological process: protein deneddylation.